AUGGAUCGUAAAAAAUAUUUUGAGUCAUUUAAAGUGAUGUUAAGUGAUGAAAAUACAUUUAAACGUAUUUCUUUUGGUGGGGUGAAGAAGCAUAUAUCAAACAUAAAUAUGGCCAUCUAUGACUUACAACUAACAAAUGAUAUAAACACUAGAGAGGAACCAUUAAGUUCUGAUCAUACUGUCGCUUCCAUGAUGCAAAAAUUAGGAUUUGAAACUAAAUCUGCUUUGUUUGGACGUGGCACAACAUUGCCGUUGGGCAGAGGAGUUUUUGGAAGGGGCAAGCCUGAUGAUGAUGCUGCCACCCCAUCUGAAGUUAGUUCAGCUGUUCCUUUAGCUACAACAGUACCAGCACCACCAAUGUCCCUUGCUACAAGAUUGGAGAGGCCAUUUCUUGGGAGAGGAAGCAUUUUUGGUCGAGGAGAACCAGAGCCCCCAGUUGUUACUUUGAGAAGGGCAUUUAUAGGACGAGGUAUAGCUCCUCUUUCUGCCUCUGUUUCUUCUUCCCUUCCUCAGCUUAGUAAACCGGCAGCCCAGAGUAGAGAGUUAUUGCCUACACAAGGAGCUCCAUCAUCAGCAGUAACUGGCGAGGUAGCAAAACGAGAACCACUUCUGAAAAAAGGAUCCAAAGGACUGCCGAGAAAGUUAGCUGUGAACCUGAUAAGAAUCCAUUGCCAGAAUGAAGCUGUGUACCAGUAUCACGUCACUUACAGCCCUUGUGUGGAGAGCAUGAAUAUGCGAUUUGGAAUGUUAAAAGAACACAAAUCUGUAACUGGUGACGUCACUGCCUUCGAUGGAACCAUCCUAUACUUGCCUGUCAAACUUGAAAAAUAUGUCAAGAGUCUACUUGAAAUUGCAAGCUGUGUAGUUUAG
This is a messenger RNA of Protopterus annectens (West African lungfish), 870 nucleotides long. RefSeq names its product piwi-like protein 2. Bases 1 to 870 code for a protein of 289 amino acids. Gene Ontology annotation, molecular function: protein binding. The record is from RefSeq and is a predicted model, not a curated record. The transcript has 7 exons. Lineage: Eukaryota; Metazoa; Chordata; Ceratodontiformes; Protopteridae.